This is a messenger RNA of Suillus paluster, 1713 nucleotides long. Its product is annotated as VHS domain-containing protein. Gene Ontology annotation, biological process: protein transport to vacuole involved in ubiquitin-dependent protein catabolic process via the multivesicular body sorting pathway; Golgi to vacuole transport; Golgi to endosome transport. Gene Ontology annotation, molecular function: ubiquitin binding; phosphatidylinositol binding. Gene Ontology annotation, cellular component: trans-Golgi network. The transcript has 5 exons. NCBI's taxonomy places the organism in Eukaryota, Fungi, Basidiomycota, Agaricomycetes, Boletales, Suillaceae. The record is from RefSeq and is a predicted model, not a curated record. The coding region runs from base 91 to 1608 and encodes 505 amino acids.
ACGGAUUUCCAAGUCGACCACGACAGUGAGCGCAGUUGUUAGUGCCACGUUUGCCAGAUCUUCUACUACUCACUAUAGGCGACAACGAGCAUGAUUCUGGGAGGGUCGAACGGUACUCCGUGGUUCAGGGCAUCGAAGCUGGAAAUGCUCACACAAAAUGCCUGCGACCCGACACUCCCUGAGCCCAACUACGCUGUCCAUCUUGAGAUCGCCGAAUUAAUCAACACCAAGAAAGCUAAUACCCCACGAGAAGCAGCGAUGCUCAUAGCACGUCUAACAAACCACCGGAACCCACAUAUUGCUAUUCUCGCACUAGCACUUCUCGACACCCUCGUACAAUCGUGUGGCUACCCGUUUCAUCUCCAGAUUUCAACCAAAGAAUUUUUGAACGAGCUUGUCCGUCGAUUCCCUGAACGUCCACCUCCUUUUCCUGGACCAGUCAUGUCAAGGAUCCUAGAGCUCAUCCAUCGAUGGAAGGAGGGUAUAUGUACUGAUUCGCGCUGGAAGGAGGACUUAGGGAAUAUCAAGGAUAUGCAUAGGCUUCUGACGUUCAAAGGGUACCGCUUUAGGGAGCUGCCUCGCCGCGCGGAGGCCCCCGCGGCGAUGGAUAUCAAAUCUGCUGACGAACUUGAGUCGGAAGACCGAGAAGCACAGUCUGCUAAACUUCAGGAACUCAUCCGGAGAGGCACCCCGCGCGACCUGGCAGUUGCGCAAGAACUCAUGAAGUCCCUCUCAGGCGCAAACCCCGAUGCAAAGCCCGACUACCGCUCUCAAGCCAUGACGGAGCUCAAUAAGCUCGAGAGUAAGGUUAUCCUGCUCAACGAGAUGCUCGAUAACGUCGACACUGCGCAAGGGGAGAAAUUCGCCUCGGGAGACGCGUAUGACCAAGUCGCGUCGAUAUUGAAGUCCGCUCGUCCGAAGAUCCAGAAAUGGGUCUCUGAUGCAGAAACAGACGAUCCAGAAUCCUUAGACGCCUUUCUGCAAAUCAACGAUCAAAUUAACAACGUCAUCACACGCUUCGAGGCCUUCAAGAAAGGCGAUUACAGCGUAUCAGCCAACCCCAUCCCCGCUGAACUCGAAACAUCCCUUAUCAGUUUUGAUGACAGUUCACAUUCCUCAUCACAUGUCGCACCAGUAGAUGAUCUAGCUAGCUUAUUCACCUCGCCGCCACAGACCCAAUCUUACGCCCGACAAUCAAGUGCUAGCGCAAUGUUCGCUUCGCAACCCAGCGCGUCCCUGAUGAACAAUGCUUCUACCUCGAGGUCAUCACCCGUUCCAAACACCACCUCACCACAACCACAGUUCGGAUCUAUCAUGCUCGCACCUACCCCACCACGGGUGACGUCGCCGAGUUAUCUCGGCAACAACGGGGGUGUGAGCAUCCCUCCGAAUUCAAGCUUGUCGGGAAUGGGUCCGCCAGGAUUAGGUAUAAGUAUAGGGUCAUCAGCGGCAGGCAUGGGUGUGGCCCAGGGUGGAGUCCCCAUUCAUAUGAAUACACCUGGAUCAAGGGCAAGCAUGGGUGCGAUGAUGGGACAGAAGCAGCCAACCUCGACGCAACCGACGCAGCAGGGGAAGGACCCAUUUGCAGAUCUGGCGGGGCUGUUUUAGGUAUCGUGUUGUGCUGUAGGUGAUGUGAUCAAUCAGGGAUAGGUAUAUCGUAUAUCGUGAUGGAAUACGGAUUUUGUGCGGAUUUGGAUCGUAUCGUUCUCGGAA